ACUAGUUGGUGGACGUCAUGGCAAGAGCUCUGGUUCAAUCAACUAAUUUCACUUCUUCAGUUGCUAGUGAAAGACAUGGCCAGCUCAGGGGAUCUGGGAAAACAAAAAGGACUGUGAGAAUGUUGUGCAGUUUACAAGGACCUACACUCAGGUCGAGAAGUUUUCCAGGAUUGCGAUCGAAUGCCUUUGGUACUGUUGUAAGACCAAACCUUGGUUUCCAUUCUACGACCUCUAGCCGAUGGCGGGGAAAGGCUAGACGAUUUGUGCCAAAAGCUACGUUGUUUGAGCAUUUCACUGAGAAAGCAAUAAAAGCUAUUGUGCUUGCACAAGAGGAAGCAAGGCUGCUUGGUCACAACUUUGUUGGCCCGGAGCAUUUUUUGUUGGGUCUUAUUGGUGAGGGCACUGGCAUUGCUGCUGAGGUUCUGAAAUCCAUGGGAAUCAAUUUGAAAGAUGCCCGUGUAGAAGUAGAGAAGAUCAUUGGAAGGGGCAGCGGUUUUUUGGCUGUGGAUAUUCCAUUCACUCCUCAAGCAAAGCAUGUAUUGUUACUCUCUCUAGGGGAAGCCAGCCAGUUUGGUCAUAUCUAUGUUGGGUCUGAGCAUUUGCUGCUGGGCUUGCUUCGAGAGGAGGAAGGAGUGGCAGCCCGUCUUCUUGAAAAAUUAGGUGCUGAUCCUGGUAACAUCCGCAAACAAGCCAUUCGAAUGAUUGGAGAAAGUACAGAAGCUGUUGGUGCUGGUGUUGGAGGGGGAUCCAGUAGCAUCAAGAUGCCGCAACUGGAGGAGUUUUUGACUACUUAUACAGAACUGGCAGAGGAGAAGCGUCGGGAGGAGAAUGGAACUAAUUUUACAAAACUGGCAGAGGAGGGUAAAUUGGAUCCAGUUGAGGGUUUCACAGAAAAAGCAAUAAAAGCUAUUACACUUGCACAAGCGGAACCAAAACGGCUUGGUCACAAUUUUGUUGGCACGGAGCAGAUUUUGUUGGGUCUUAUUGGCGAGGGCACUGGCAUUGCUGCUAAGGUUCUGAAAUCAAUGGGAAUCCAUUUGAAAGAUGCUCGUGUAGAAGUGGAGAAGAUCAUUGGAAGGGGCAGCGGUUUUGUGGCUGUGGAGAUUCCAUUCACUCCUCGAGCAAAGCGUGUAUUGGAACUCUCUCAAGUGGAAGCUCGCCAGCUUGGUCAUAACUAUAUUGGGUCUGCGCAUUUGCUUCUGGGCUUGCUUCGAGACAGUAGAGGAUUGGCAGCCCGGGUUCUUGUAAACUUAGGUGCUGAUCCUGGUUACAUCCGCCCACAAGUCAUUCGAAUGAUUGGAGAAAGUGCGGAAGAUUGAUAGGCUUGCGGAACAAUUGAAUGGAAAACGGAACUAAAUUGAGGAGUUAAGGGCGAUAAUUGAAUAUAUCUAAGCGGUUCAAUUUAAAAGGGCUAAGUCGAUCUAUUUGGGAUAGAACCAGUGGUUUGAUCAAGAGAAGCAAUUUCCUAUCAAGCAAUUUUCGGCAGAGUCAAAACAUGGGAGUCCGAUUGUCUUCACCCUCGCGUAAAGAACGCUUGGGAGUGAUAGGGGCAUGGAAUUUGGAUGAUUUACAGUGAUUGCCGAAUCCAAAUUGCUGAAGAAUCACUAGUUUUAUAUUUUAUGAGAAAUUAUUUCGUGUUUUCUUUUUCUAACAUGUAAUCUAAAAACAACCCACUGUGAUGAAAAACAUGUAUGCAUCGACAUCAUCUUCUCCCCUAUCAUAUCUUAUAUCCUUUCGUCUUCCUC
Molecule: messenger RNA, 1745 nt
Organism: Rhododendron vialii
Lineage: Eukaryota; Viridiplantae; Streptophyta; Magnoliopsida; Ericales; Ericaceae
Product: ATP-dependent Clp protease ATP-binding subunit ClpA homolog CD4A, chloroplastic-like
Exons: 7
Coding region: 18-1319 (433 amino acids)
Source: RefSeq, a predicted model, not a curated record